UUCAUUCUGCCAAUCUGCAAUAUAGGAUUGGGCAUCUUCUUGUCCUCCAUCCUCCCCAUCAUUGACUCAACAGAGCCUCCAAGUGUGAAGCGACAAAAGGUCCGGUUACGGUGGAAGUCCAACUCCGAGCUGGGGGCCCCACUCCCACGGGAAAGAUUGGUGGCUGCUUCGGUUGGACCCAACAUUUUUCAUCAUCACCAUCACCAUCAUCAUCAUCGUCGUCGCCGCUUUUGGUUAUAUAUAUAUAUAUAGAUAUAUAGACAUGUAUAUGUAUAUUCUGAAAGUAUUUUAGGGUUUUUCGAGUGACUGAUGGUUUGGAGAUUUUGAGGGAUUGGUGGAGGGAAAGGGGGAAUUGGAGUUGAUGCGAUAAUGAAUUCGAAGACGCAGUUCUAUCCGGCUCCGACUUAUCGCCCGUUGGAGACCUUUUGGGACUCCGACGACGACGCCCCUGGUCCUCGCUGCGGCCACACUCUCACCGCCGUCACCGCCACCAAAACCCAUGGCCCCCGCCUCAUCCUUUUCGGCGGCGCCACCGCCAUCGAGGGAGGCUCCUCUUCCUCCUCCGUCCCCGGCAUCAGGCUAGCGGGCGUGACGAACUCUAUUCAUUCUUAUGAUGUUCUCACCAGGAAAUGGACCAGACUCCGACCAGCUGGUGAGCCGCCUUCUCCUAGGGCCGCACAUGCUGCUGCUGCAGUUGGAACUAUGGUUGUAUUUCAGGGCGGCAUAGGUCCAGCUGGGCAUUCGACAGAUGAUCUCUACGUGCUUGACUUGGCUAACGACAAAUUCAAGUGGCACAGAGUUGUAGUUCAAGGACAGGGUCCUGGGCCACGAUAUGGCCAUGUGAUGGACUUAGUUUCACAAAGGUACCUUGUUACGGUCAGCGGCAAUGAUGGAAAAAGAGUGCUCUAUGAUGCUUGGGCUCUGGAUACUGCUCAGAAGCCAUAUGCGUGGCAGAGGCUUAAUCCAGAAGGUGAUAGACCUUCUGCUAGAAUGUACGCAACAGGUAGUGCCCGCUCUGAUGGCAUGUUUUUGCUGUGUGGUGGAAGAGACUCCUCAGGAGCACCCCUAGCAGAUGCUUAUGGGCUGCUCAUGCAUAGAAAUGGUCAAUGGGAGUGGACUCUUGCACCUGGGGUGUCACCUUCACCAAGAUACGAACAUGCUGCAGUCUUCGUUGGUGCAAGAUUGCACGUUACAGGAGGUGCUCUUCGAGGAGGACGAGCAGUUGAAGGUGAAGCAGCUAUUGCAGUAUUGGACACUGCAGCUGGGGUUUGGUUGGAUAGAAAUGGAUUGGUGACUUCCUCCCGGACAAACAAGGGACAUACUGAACAUGAUCCAACCUUGGAGGUUAUGCGUCGUUGUCGGCAUGCAGCUGCAUCAGUCGGGGUUCGGAUAUAUAUUUAUGGUGGUCUCAAAGGAGAGAUGCUGUUUGAUGAUCUCCUGGUUGCAGAAAAUUCACCUUUUCAAUCUGAUGCUAAUUCUCCUAUAAUAACUCCUGUGGGGGCCUCACCUUUGUCAAGUCCCAGAUUAAACCAUUCGAAUUUAAGUUUUAGCCCAACACCAACAGAUGGGAGAUCUGAGAUGUCUUCACCCGGUGACAUAAGCCCUGGCAGGAACUCUAUAGAGAAACUUACCGAGGCUUCUGCUGCUGAGGCUGAGGUUGCUACUGCUGUCUGGCAGGCUGUGCAGGCAGCAUCAGGUACUCCUGCAGAGGAAACAUCUGUAUCAGAUGAUAACUCACAAGCUGCAGAGACCACUUCAGAUGGUAGUGACACUGAGGCAGAUGUUCGCCUUCACCCAAGAGCUGUUGUUGUUGCCAAAGAGGCUGUUGGGAAUCUGGGUUUGAUGGUGAGGCAGUUGUCUUUGGAUCAAUUUGAAAAUGAGAGUAGGCGAAUGGUUCCUUUGCAAAAUGAUCUGCCAUAUCCUACCAAAAAGAUUACCAGGCAGAAGUCUCCUGAAGGCUUGUCUAAGAAGAUUAUUUCUACUUUGCUCAGGCCUCGGAACUGGAGAGCUCCUGUUAAUAGGAGGUUUUUUCUAGAUACUUAUGAAGUGGGCGAGCUUUGCUAUGCUGCUGAACAGAUCUUUAGGCAGGAGCCUACAGUUCUUCAAUUGAAAGCUCCUAUCAAAGUGUUUGGUGAUCUUCAUGGACAGUUUGGAGAUUUAAUGCGUCUAUUUGAUGAAUAUGGAUUUCCCUCCACUGCAGGAGACAUAACGUAUAUUGACUAUUUGUUUCUUGGUGAUUAUGUUGAUCGAGGACAGCACAGCUUGGAAACCAUUACAUUGCUCCUUGCACUAAAGAUUGAGUAUCCUGAGAAUGUAUUUUUGAUUCGUGGGAACCAUGAGGCUGCAGAUAUAAAUGCACUUUUUGGUUUUCGAAUUGAAUGCAUUGAGAGAAUGGGAGAGAAUGAUGGGAUCUGGGCAUGGACACGAUUCAAUCAACUUUUUAACCAUCUCCCACUCGCUGCACUCAUUGAGAAGAAAAUAAUCUGUAUGCAUGGUGGCAUCGGGAGAUCAAUACAUUCAGUAGAACAGAUAGAGAAACUUGAAAGACCAAUAACGAUGGAUGCUGGUUCUAUAAUUCUAAUGGAUCUUCUGUGGUCUGAUCCAACAGAAAAUGAUAGUGUAGAGGGAUUGCGACCAAAUGCUAGAGGGCCUGGUCUGGUUACUUUUGGGCCUGAUCGUGUCACAGAUUUCUGCAAGAGAAACAAACUACAACUAAUUAUAAGAGCCCAUGAAUGCGUUAUGGAUGGGUUUGAACGAUUUGCUCAGGGGCAGUUAAUAACCCUUUUUUCUGCAACAAAUUAUUGUGGGACGGCCAAUAAUGCUGGAGCCCUACUGGUGGUUGGCAGAGGAUUGGUUAUCGUUCCAAAGUUGAUUCAUCCCUUGCCACCUCCCCUUCAGUCCCCGGAGACAUCUCCAGAUCGCAUCACAGAUGAUGCCUGGAUGCAGGAGCUUAACAUCCAAAGGCCCCCAACUCCCACCCGAGGUCGCCCACAGCCCAACCUUGAUCGAAACUCACUCGCAUAUAUCUAAGUUUCAUAUUAAAUUAUCUGUGGGUUUGCUACGCGAAACCGGGUUCGAUCCAGGCCUAGCCUAGUUUUUGCUUGAAUUGACAAAGGAAGCGUCAGGGACCCCCCCAGCGCAGAGGAGGAGGAGGAGCAUCACAUCUCAGGUUGUUUGUAUAUUCAUAUAUAUAAUAUACCCCAAGUUUCCAUUAGAGGAGGUUUCUUUGUCUUUGUAUAGACCACAAACAAAACAUAACUUUGAGAAUGGGGUAGAGCUAUAUAUAUAUAUUUAUAUUUAUAUAAUAUAAUAUAAUAUAUAUAUAUACACA
This is a messenger RNA of Diospyros lotus (date-plum), 3331 nucleotides long. RefSeq names its product serine/threonine-protein phosphatase BSL1-like. The record is from RefSeq and is a predicted model, not a curated record. Gene Ontology annotation, molecular function: phosphoprotein phosphatase activity; protein binding. The transcript has 21 exons. Bases 370 to 3030 code for a protein of 886 amino acids. Lineage: Eukaryota; Viridiplantae; Streptophyta; Magnoliopsida; Ericales; Ebenaceae. Gene Ontology annotation, biological process: brassinosteroid mediated signaling pathway.